AGAAGGGAUAAUAUAAACUUUAAACAUAUCUGUUACAAUCGAAUACAAUACGAUUUAUAAAGUAUUUGUUAACUGCAUUUCAAUCAGUUUAUGUAACAGUUUGUAUGUUUGGUGUUAUUGUUAUCUAUGGAGAAGAUAAAGAAGAGAAAUUAACACGUAAUGACCUUUGCGACUGGAUUUUGCGUUGAGGCGAAAAUAAAAACCAAUAUCUCAGUCCCAAAACAAUACACGAACCUAACCUCAACGGUAAAAUACUGCCUCAAUGUCAGUGUUUUAAAAUAAAAACCGUUCCCCGUUUAGUGUAGCCGAAUUUCUUGGAUGUUUUCCAACGCUAAGCGAAGCCCAAUCGAAAGAGCAAUCAUGUGUGGAAGCCGUACAAUUGAUUAAAGAAACCUCGAACGCGAAACAAAACGUCGCUCCGUUGGUUGCCAGGGACUUAAAUCAGUUGCGUUUACAAUGUUGUCGAGAUGCGGGCAUUGGAAUGCAAUCAAAAGGAAAUGCACGGCCAGAAGUAUUUCGCACUCUAGAAACGUUCUAUCGUCGAGCAACGAUGGGGGCAAUGGGCUGCAGAUCGAGCACACAACACCACCAUCUUCAGCAAGGGUUGUUGUCUGUGGUGGUGGAGUUAUGGGAGCCUCCGUUGCUUACCAUCUGGCCAAGCUGGGUUGGGGCAAUGAGACUGUGCUGGUCGAGCAAAGUCGUGUUGGAGGUGGUACAACUUGGCAUUCCUCUGGGUUGAUUGGUGUGUUCAAGCCAAGUCUGUCUCAAGUCAAGUUGACUCAAUCGAGUAUAGAAAUGUACAGGGAUCUGGAGAGCAAAGGUUUGAACACUGGAUGGAAGCAGAGUGGCAGCUUAAACCUGGCCCGAACGAGGGACAGGAUGACAAUAUUCCGCCGCAUGAAAUCGCAAUCUGUGUCUUGGGAUAUUGACUGUGAACUUCUAAGUCCAGAACAGUGCAAGCAGUACUGCCCCAUGAUCAACGUUGAUGACAUAUACGGGGGCUUGUGGAUUCCCGGCGAUGGCGUCGCCGACCCAUACGAAACAUGCUUAUCAAUUAUAAGCGAAGCACAGAAAUACGGAGUUAAGGUGAUAGAAAACUGCAAGGUGAAGAAGGUCAACGAAACGAAUGGGUCUGUUUCGAGUGUGGAAACGGACCUGGGGAAGAUCGACUGCGAAUAUUUCAUUAAUUGCGCCGGAUUUUGGGCGCGCGGUGUUGGACAGUUGUCGGAGCCCUUCGUGAAAGUACCUCUGCAUGCUGUGGAACAUUACUAUCUGCACACUAAACCUAUUCCAGGCUUAGACCCGUCAACACCAGUUAUUCGAGAUCAGGAUGGGUAUAUCUAUAUUCGGGAAAAUAACGGCCGGUUUCUGGCAGGAGGAUUUGAACCAGUCGCUAAGCCGGCCUUUGAAGAUGGUAAAAUUCCAGCCAGCAGCAGGGAGAGAAACCUACCUGAAGAUUGGGAUCAUUUUCACAUAUUGCUAGAGCAACUUUUACAUAGAGUCCCUACACUUGGAGGCGCCGUUUUGGAUAGGCUUUGCAAUGGGCCGGAAGCUUUCAGUCCGGACUGCAAAUGGAUCGUUGGAGAAGCUCCAGAGAUUCGAAAAUACUUGGUAGCUGCUGGUAUGAAGACCGUUGGGGUGUCCGCAGCUGGUGGAGUUGGUUUGGCAACUGCAGAGAUCAUAGUUAACGGGGAGACGUCGUUCGAUAUGUACGAACUGGAAGUAUCCCGAUUUUUGGGGCUGCACAACAACAGAAAGUUCUUAAGGGAUCGCGUCAAGGAAGUGCCGGGCAUGCAUUACGGUCUGAUCUAUCCAUUCCACGAGUUCCACACCGGCAGAAAUCUUCGGAUGUCUCCGGUGUAUCCGAAGCUUCGGGAGGCCGGUGCGGUCUUCGGGCAGGUUAUGGGUUACGAGAGGCCAACGUGGUUCGAGCCGAAGUAUGCCGAAAGCGGAGAGAGUUACGAUUGGUCUGGAAAGGGGAACUCGAUACCGUAUCGCAUCGGUUAUACGAAUACCUUCGGUAAACCUCCGUGGUUCGAUUUCGUGGCUGAAGAAUACGCAGCUUGCAGAGAAACUGUUGGGAUCAGUGAUUAUUCAUCGUUCACCAAAAUAGAUUUAUGGUCGAAAGGAGAUGAAGUGGUUAAAGCCCUGCAAUUUGUUUGCUCCAAUGAUGUUGAUGUACCAGUUGGUAGCAUCAUUCACACUGGGAUGCAGAACAAAUACGGUGGUUAUGAAAACGAUUGUUCUCUAGCUAGAAUAUCUGAAAAUCAUUACAUGAUGAUAGCACCAACGAUCCAACAGACACGCUGCAAAGUUUGGCUCCAGAAACAUCUACCAUCGACGGUUGCAAUGUCCGAUGUGACGAGCAUGUUCACAUCUCUGUGCAUAAUGGGUCCGUUUACUCGAACUCUACUUUCCGAGCACACGGAUACUGAUCUGAGCCCGAAAAACUUCCCAUUCUUUACCUUCAAGAUGCUGGACAUCGGUUUGGCGAACGGAAUCAGAACGUUCAAUCUCACGCACACCGGAGAACUCGGUUACGUGCUGUACAUCCCGAACGAAUUCGCUUUGCACGUGUACUCCCGUUUGCUGGAGACAGGUGAAAAAUAUGGUAUGAAACAUGCUGGAUAUUACGCGACGAGAGCGCUGCGCGUGGAGAAGUUCUACGCUUUUUGGGGACAAGAUUUGGACACGAGGACGACACCUCUGGAAUGCGGGCGAGUUUGGCGUGUCAAAUUUGAUAAAGGAGUCGAUUUCAUUGGAAGAGAUGCGUUGCUGAAACAGCGCGAUGAGGGCGUUAAAAGGAUGUACGUGCAAUUACUGUUGGAAGAUCACGAUUUGGAGACUGACCUUUGGCCAUGGGGAGGUGAACCAAUUUACAGAAACGGCAAAUACGUCGGGAUGUGCACUACCACAGGAUACGGUUUCACGUUCAAGAAACAAGUGUGUCUUGGAUUCGUCGAAAACUACAAUCAGAGUGGAGAUAAGCAGAGAGUUACCAAUGAGUAUAUCAUUUCGGGCGAUUACGAAGUCGACAUCGCCGGCAUUAGAUAUAACGCUAAAGUCAAUUUACAUUCGCCAAAUUUGCCUACGAAGUUCCCAGAUGUGGAGAGGGAAGCUUACCAGGCAACGAGGGACAAGAACGAAGAAUCAUUAGUCGUUACCGCAAUCAGAUAAAAAUAUUUUCCUAUCACUUUUAUUUUCUUUUUUAUCCUCGCAUCGAAAAUUCUCUAUGAUUUAUUUAUAUAUGGAUACAUUAGGAAAGUUUAUUAUUUCUAUAAUUUUAUUUUAUAUACACUUAUCAAUUGAUAUACUACCAUCCUGUAUUGGACAAUAAUUAAUUUUUAG
Nicrophorus vespilloides is the source of this 3348-nucleotide messenger RNA. Its product is annotated as pyruvate dehydrogenase phosphatase regulatory subunit, mitochondrial. Gene Ontology annotation, molecular function: oxidoreductase activity; protein binding. The record is from RefSeq and is a predicted model, not a curated record. The transcript is spliced from 13 exons. Gene Ontology annotation, cellular component: cytoplasm; mitochondrion; mitochondrial matrix. Lineage: Eukaryota; Metazoa; Arthropoda; Insecta; Coleoptera; Silphidae. Bases 457 to 3177 code for a protein of 906 amino acids.